AUGAGCUCUUCUAGACUACGAGGGGCUCAGGUAGGGCGACCGCCCAACCAGACAGAAUGGGUGUCCUGGAAGUCAUGGAAUACACUUGCUCUUGAUAUUGUGAAUCUUCCGAGGGAGGUCAACACUCACGAUUUACACGAUGCGCUGUCAAAGGAAGGGACGAUUAUGUCUAUUGAUAUCUGGGAGCUCAGGCCGGGGGACAGACAAACCAGAGGACGCAUUCGCUUCCGACCUCCGCCUGCAAACAGUGACUGGAUUCACAGUCCAUAUCUCAUCAACCUGCGAAGCGGGGGCACUCACUACCUCAAAUUCCAAAUCUGCACAACUCAUUUGGAGAAUCUUCCAAGCCCAGUCCGACCGGGUGUUCAGUUGCCUAUCGAAAAUGAGUUGAGAUCAACCCAAGUGGACAUUGGCGUCUUGCUGAAUGAGUCCAAGGUGCAUUCCAUGCAGACCUUCGCAGCGAAUGCUCACCCAAGAUUUGUAGUGGAUGUCAAGAAAAAGUGCAUCUUCAUUUACUUCAAAGUGGCUCUUCGAGGUUCCAUAUCCGGACCAGAACCAGCCUUUGGAGAGCUCACUCAGCAUGACUAUCGCCUUAAGAUCACUUUCCUUCAAUUAUCUGAGGUCUUUGAACAGUUUGACAAGAUCUCACAGCAAGCCUCCCUUCUGAUUGUCCUUGACUCCUCCGUGAUUUGCCACCGCAAAGUAAAAAACAUCCAAAUGACCUUUACUGAGCCCCGAAGCUGGAGGGAAGAAGACACCUGGUACCGCCAGACAGCGGUCGCCCAUAACCCGAUCUUUCUCAAGAGCGUCACCACUAAUCUGAAGAGACAUGGUCAAGUAAUUGAUCUUGGGAGAUGGAAUGUCUUCAAGAUCACCUUUGCGCCAGAGCAGAUCAUAGAACCUAGACUCUCCGCGGGUCCUGCUGAUCCCCUCGGACUGGUCCGUGAUAUCUUCCAGGACUACAAUAUCACUCUCAAGGAUGGAAACCAUUUCACUGAGAGUCCAGAUCGACCGGUCCCGGUGUGGCAAUGGAUAGACUUUUCGGAAUCCGCGUCUACGAAGGCUUCUGCUUUGCUGAAAGACUUGGAGGACAACAGUUACGAGCAUCUCUCAUUCGCCAUUCGUUAUCAGCUUGAGGUUUGCUUGUCACAAGGAUACCUCUCUGAAUACACCAUGACUCGUCAGUUCAUUCAAGAACUAAAGAGCCUUGGGGAUACACGAGCACGACACCUGCUUGAGUUUGUGGCGUCUGAGAAAAAAAAGUAUCUUGAUCCUAUGAAAAUCUUCAAACUCAAAUACUUCAGGGGUGUUACAGGCUCGAAGAUUCCAAGUUAUUGCUGCCACAUGCACACGGCGCGCAUUACCCCCACAACGAUUUACUACAGUACUCCAACUGUCGAUAUCUCUAACCGAGUGGUCCGACAAUGGUCCGACAGUCGCAAGGCAGGCCGCUUCCUUCGUGUCCGAUUCACAGACGAGAAGACAGAGGGACGCAUCAAUUCAUCGAUUGGAGAUUCCAACGACGAGAUAUACACGCGGGUCAAGAGGACGCUAGCAAAUGGCAUCACUAUUGGCGAUCGUCACUACGAGUUUCUCGCGUUCGGUAACUCCCAGUUCCGUGAGCAUGGUGCAUACUUUUUUGCAGCAGAUGCGGGCAUUUCAGCGGCGACAAUUCGAGCCUGGAUGGGCCAAUUCAGCCAUAUUCGCAAUGUCGCCAAGUACGCCGCCAGACUAGGUCAGAGCUUCUCGACCACUCGGGCAUUCACCUUUUCUUCGGUGCAGACUGUCACCUGCGAGGAAAUCGCCCACAAUGGAUGUACAUUCUCAGACGGUGUCGGAAAGAUCUCAACAUUCCUGGCUCGGCUCUUGACCGAGGAACACAAUAUCAAGACUUCAAAUGGAGAACCUCCUUCAGCUUAUCAGUUUCGUCUCGGUGGAUCCAAAGGAAUGCUUGUUAUCUCUCCGGAUCCCCUGCCGCAAGAAGUUCACCUUCGACCAAGCCAGCAAAAGUUCGAAGCGACCCAUAACGGGUUGGAGAUCAUCCGCUGGUCCCAAUUCUCACUUGCAACUUUGAAUCGCCAGUUGAUCCUCGUGCUCGGUGCAUUGGGAGUCAAGGACGAGGUGUUCCUACAGAAACAAAAUGUAAUGCUCAACAGCUUCCAGGAAGCCAUGAGUAGCGAUGCCAAGGCCACGGCAUUGCUUCAGAAGUACAUCGACCCGAAUCAGACUACCCUCAUUCUGUCCAAGAUGGUCAACAACGGCUUCCGAAUAACAAAUGAGCCCUUCAUGAACACCAUGCUUGGCCUCUGGAAAGCUUGGCAUCUGAAGAACCUCAAAGAAAAAGCCAAGAUCGUCAUAGAUUCGGGUGCAGAUCUGCUCGGAUGUAUUGAUGAAACCGGUACUCUGGAAGGUCACUAUCUGAGUAAGAUCUCUGCUGCCCAAACACACGAAGAAAAAUUGGCCGCCUUGCCCGAGAUCUUUGUUCAGAUCUGCCGUGAGGACCAAGAUGGCCAGUACGAGGUUAUUGAGGGUCUCUGUAUCCUGGCGCGGAAUCCCUCACUUCAUCCGGGCGACGUGCGCGUUGUUCGAGCAGUCAAUAAGCCAGAGCUGCGACACCUUCGAGACGUCGUUGUUCUUCCACAGAAAGGCGAUCACGACGUCGCAAGUAUGUGCUCCGGAGGAGAUCUGGAUGGCGACGACUACCUGGUCAUCUGGGACCGCGACCUGAUCCCUGAGCGGUGGUUCACCGAAUCUAUGGACUUCAAGUCUAAGAAAGCACCGGACCUCAACCACGAGGUGACUGUGGAUGAAGUGACUUCUUUCUUCGUCACUUACAUGAAGAACGACUGCUUGCCGAGGAUUGCGCACGCCCACAUGGCCUGGGCUGAUACCAACAGAGACGGUGUCUGGUCUGAGAAAUGUUUCCGUCUGGCCAAACUGCAUUCCGAUGCUGUCGAUUACAACAAAACGGGUGGACACGCGACCAUGACCCGGGACCUGGUUCCCAAGAAGUGGCCACACUUCAUGGAAAAGCGUUUCAAGAGAGAUGAUGCCAUCUACCACUCUGACAAGGUUCUCGGCAAGCUAUACGACGUUGUCAUCGCUCCCGACUUCGUGCCGAAUCUUUCGAUGCCCUUCGACUCGCGUAUCUUGGACAAUGAACUGAUCCCUGCCAGCAACAGCUACAUGGACACGGCCCGAAGUCUCAAAUCAGAAUGGGAUAUCAACAUGCGUCAGGUGAUGGCUCAGUAUGAAAUCAACACUGAAUUCGAAGUCUGGUCCACUUUUGUUCUUCGCCAUGGCUUUGUGCUUAAGGAUUUCAAAAUGCAGGAAGACCUAGGAAGAAUCGUCGGGACCAUGCGUCGUGGGUUCCGUCAAGCUUGUUACGACAAAGCUGGCCCAGACAACAUCGCCUUCCUGGUCCUUGCCAUGUACCGCGUGACCGAAGAGCAAAUGUCUACCGCUCUGAAGGCCCAACAAGAAGAGAAAGAGCGACGCAAAAACAUUAUCGAUAUCGACUUGCCUUCCACCGAACUCCCACUCAUCAGCUUCCCUUGGGUGUUCCCGGAAGUCCUGGGUGACAUUGCAAUGGGGAAAGUCAAAGUUCCCGAACUCAUCUCAGGUGUCAACUCCGAGGCUCAGGCUGCAGGCCCAAUCGGUGUGGCUCCCAUGUUCGAUUGUCUUCAAGCUCGGGAGAUGUUGGACGACAUGCGGCGCGAGUCCCCAGCCUCGUUUGACCUGGACGAGGAUCUGAUGUCUUUGAACUUUGUUGAUGAAUUUGCUAGUAAGCCUAACCGCAUCCCUACACUUGGUGAAGACCGGGACUCGGGGGUGUUCUUUGCAGGACAAUCAGGUGACGAAGAAGGUGGUGAGGAUGGUGGAGUUCACUUAGCCGAUCAGGACAUUGCACACGACCGAGCCGUCGAGCCAGAAGCCGACAAGAUUGAAAAUGCGAAUGUGAAUGUGAAUGUGAAUGGAAAUGGAAAUGCGAACGCGAGUGCAGGAGAGAAAGAAGGAGAGAGAGAGGGAGAAGGGGGGAGAGAGCAGCUGGACAUGGUCGAGCAGGAAGGAGACAUCAAGGCUUCAGCGCUGGAUGCACUCCUCAGCAUGAUCAACAACUAG
Molecule: messenger RNA, 4122 nt
Organism: Penicillium salamii
Lineage: Eukaryota; Fungi; Ascomycota; Eurotiomycetes; Eurotiales; Aspergillaceae
Source: the annotation of a GenBank genome assembly